Molecule: messenger RNA, 7541 nt
Organism: Priapulus caudatus
Lineage: Eukaryota; Metazoa; Priapulida; Priapulimorpha; Priapulimorphida; Priapulidae
Product: ubiquitin carboxyl-terminal hydrolase 24-like
Exons: 56
Coding region: 119-7540 (2473 amino acids)
Biological process (GO): protein deubiquitination
Cellular component (GO): cytosol; nucleus
Molecular function (GO): cysteine-type endopeptidase activity; cysteine-type deubiquitinase activity; protein binding
Source: RefSeq, a predicted model, not a curated record
CGAUGAUAUUCGUCUUUUCGUCACAAUUUUGUGUUUUUGUACAGUUGUUAUCUACUAUUUCGCGUAUUACCCACAUCUUGUUAAUUUUUUGGAAUGUAAAAAUCGUACGACCCGUGGAAUGGAGGACGAUAACUUGAACAUGCUACUGGAUAUGGGUUUCCCAGAUCCUCUCGAAAUCCGGCGUGCACUUCGCCUUGCGAAGAACGACGUGGGGGAGGCGGUUGGCAUUCUUACGCACGAGAAUCCGAGUCCGUCGUACGAUGUGUUAGACGACAUUGACAUGAAAGAUGUCGGAACUAAAACGUAUGGUCCCAGUCUUCCACCUGCCUACGAAGUAGUGGUCGGACAGACUGCAAACACAGAUCAGGACCAAGAUGAUUCAAACGCCUCAUUCGAAUUUCCGGCAACUAACCUUUAUGAGCUGGAGGGUCGAGUCUUCACGGAUAAUUGGUCCAUUCCCUACAAGAAGGACGAGUCACUCGGAAAGUGCCUUAUAGCCGCCACGCGGCGUGCGAACGAAGGUCUUCUGGAAGCCGACGAGAAUUGCAGGAGGUUCGUCGAGCGAUGCAUGCCCGAGGCUUUCAAGAAGCUGGUGAAGUCCGGUGCGGUGCACCGCUGGGGUCCAGAGAUUCAGGAGGGCAUCUACAACAUGCUCACGCUUUUCACGGACCUCGCGGCCGCACGCUUGAAACACCUGCCCGUUCCUGUGCGCCUGCUCGAAACGCUCGCCGUCGCAUUCGAUCAUGAGUCAGAAUGGCACUACAAGAACAAGAGCAGACGAUGGGAUAAGAAGGAUCACUGGGAGGAUCGGUUAGGGGCAGAUAACCUGUUUGCUGUCAGCCCACCUGCUAACUCUUACAAGGAACCGCACGGCUUGCUGGUGAAUCUCAUCAACAAGUUUGGCGAGCAGGGAGGCAUAGACAUGAUCAAGAGGAGACUUGAAGAGGAGGAGCCUGAUUCAUGUGUGAUGGCGGCACUGCUGGAACCGCUGGGCCUGUGCGCGGAAUACCUCAACCAGAAGAAGUUCCAGACUCUGCUCGCGCCGGGCCUUGACAAGUGUGUGCAGUACAUCCAGCGGCUGCAGGAGCAGGAUCUAAAGCACAAGAGGGUGGCGAGCGUCGCACAUCUCCUCGGCGCCAUCAAGCUGCUCUCGCUGCAGCUAUGGCCGGAGAAAGUUGAGUCGAUCGACAAUCUUCGCCUAGAGGUGGCGCUACGUAUGCUCAAGUCGCCGCACUUCAAUGCAAGGAUGAACAGCUUGAAGGAGGUCACCAAGCUGAUAGACGACAGCACAAGCACGAAACCCGUGAAACACGCCAUCGACUCAGAAAAGAUCUUGGAUUGGCUGGUUAACAACAAGGUUUUAUCCAUUGCACUAGAAGGUAACAUAGACCAAGCACAGUACUGUGACAAGAUCAAAGGAAUAGUAGAAUUUCUGGGAACAAGGUUAACAUUGGAAGAGCUGUCUAAAAUCUGGCAACUCCAGACGGGCCAGCACAGCACGGUGAUAGAAAACAUACACUCGCUGAUGGCCAGUGCAUCUGUCAAGUUUAGUCCCCAGCAGCAGGAACAUCUGUUUGUCCUCAUACAGAAGAGCUGGGAAGUAGAGACGGAUCGAAUCAGAGAGAAAUUGCUCAACCUCAUCGGCAGAAUUGGGAAGGAAGCUCGCGUUACCAGGACGACGGUGAAGGUGCUAGAUCUAUUGUGGGAGUUGGCACAUCUGCCCACGCUGCCCAUGAGACUCGUAGAGUCCGCGUUAGACGCACAUUUUUCGAUUCUGAGCGAUUCGUUUGCGGUGAAGGAACAGUUGAAGAAAAACUACAUCAUGAAGUGCAUAGAUGACAUCAAGAAGGGUGUCUGGGUGCUGCCAGCCCUGAGACAGCUUAACAGCAUCGCACGAAGCAUAGCCAAGCAGACCUACAACAAACAGGAGAAGAGCAUGAUCAGUGACCUGAAUAAAAGUCAUGAAAUCAUCAAGAUGGUCAUCAGUAGUUUGUCACGUUUCCACAAGAUGGCAGUGCAAGUGCCAGGAGAAUGUCUGAGUCCAGAAAAGAUGGUGGAUGGCCGUUAUAUGCAUAAACAGUACGUUGCAGGCCACCUACAGUUCUUACAUUUUGUGCUGAGAGAGGGUGGCCUCUACCUGUCGUGGAGCCGUGUCAAGGAGCUGUGGGACACUCUCAUCAACAACCCUCAGGCCUGCGACUUUGACAGAGAGACGUGCUACGAGUGGUUCGCGGAGAGCCUGUGUGACCUUGAGUCGGAGACACAGACGCAGCUCUUCCACCAGCGCAUUCUAAAGAUGGACUCCACUCGCCUUUCUGCCACAGGUUUUGACUGCUUCAAGGCAGUGUUUGAGAGUAUCAAUAUAUUCGAGCAUCGGUUGAAAAGAUUCAGCAACACCAUGGUCGUGGAUAAGGUGGAGUUGACGGGCAUGGACUACCUGUGGUCUGUGGCGCUCGAGUCGUCGGACGAGCCGCUGGCAGACGCCGCCGUCAGCUACCUCAUUGAGCUGCUCUACCUGAACCUCGCGCCGCGGCUGAAGAAGGACGCGCAGGCCCUGCACAGACGCUUCAUCAACGACUGCUACAAGCGACUCGAGGCAUGCAUCAUCACGCUGGGUAACUCUGCACUGGCUGACGCCAUCUCUCAAGCGACCAAAGUACUGACCGCGUCGACGGUGGCUGAGGUCGCAUCCGUACCUACUCCAUCCAGGGUUGGGAGGCUACAGAACAUCGAGCGUCUGCUGCUGAUCGCCGAGCGUUACGUGACGACGGUGGAGGACCACCACGUGCCGCGCACCAUCCUGCCGCACGCUCUCAGCUUCCACGGCCACCCCGUAGCCCUGCACGUCGCCUGUGACGCGCCCAAGCAUGAGUUCUCUAUAAACGCGCACUCAAACGAGACGUUGGCAUCGGUGAAGGAGCGGGUAGCUCAGUACCUGAAACACAACCCAGAACAGAUACAGCUGGCAGCAGGCGACUCGAUCCUGCUGAGCAGUCAGGACCAGAAGCUACUCUAUCAACUGGAAUUCCAGGACGUGCAGCCGCUGCAGUGCAAGAUGGGCAUCGCCACGGUGGGCCCCGUCGUACCCUACACCGGCACCUACCACCAGCCCGUACAGCCAGAAGAGUCAACAAAAAUGGAAGUUGAGGUGAGCAGUGCGUCGGCGUCUGCGAGCGCGCCCAACACGUAUGACCUUGACCACGAGCGACAGUGGCCCGGCGUCAUCAUGGCUGCCGGCGGACAUGUGUUUGAGAUGUUCUACCAGCUGGCAGAGCUUGACGAUCCAAGGAUCAGAGCCAGGGUGCGAAGCCUGCUGAUGCUUAUACCUACCGACUCCUCAGUACUGGAUGCUCUAGACUCCAUAGGUGCCAAGGACGGUAGACCGCCUCCUCCUGCCAUGUCGGGUGUAGAGGAGGCGGUGCGCAGCCCGCGGGUCAGCCCCCGGCUCAGCCCGCGUAAACGUCAGGAGGCCAGCACGUCUGUCAAGGAAGGCUUCAGCAGCAAGCUGACGCUGCAGCGGCUGUUCGACGCCUGCGCGCCCAGCAUGUCGACGUUCAGAGUUGUAUACAACCUACAGGUGUUGAGCGCUAAGCUGAUGCCGACUACGGGCGACCCGGCGACGUUGAAGAGCGCACAGCAGUUCUGCGAGGACUUUCUCAACGCGGGCGGCCUCGGCCUCGUCGUCAACGUGCUGCAGCGCGACGCCAUGUCAUCCGACGUCGACUACGAGACGCGGCAGGAGUGCUGCUCCAUCGCCCUGCAGCUAGCCAGCAAUGGAGAUCAUGACGAUGAGGACAACAACAACAACAACGGAGAUGGUGAUAACAAUGAUGAAAACGACGGUAGAGAUAGAGGUACGUUCUACAGCAUGGCGUGUGUCGGAGACUUCAUCGUGGAUCUGCUGCUCGGCUGUCCGAACGACGACGUGCGCGACCAGGCUCGCAAGCAGUUCCUGCAGCUGUCGCGCACCGUGUGCCCGCCGCUAGAGGGCGCCGCUGGCCAGACGAGUCCGCACCACUUCAUCCUGCACGUGCUGCUGAAGGCGCACCUGCCGCUGUGGGUGUCGUCCGGCACCACCCGCGGGUCCAGUCAGAGAUUGCUGGCACAGUGCACGCAGUACUUUGAGCUACGAGCGAAACUGCUGGAAAAUCUCACACUGUCCGAGCAGCAGGACCUGCAGGUGACCGUUUCCGCGAUGCUCACGGACGAACUCGAGUGGCUCAACAACUUCUCAACGUCAGAGAAGCCGUCUCUGGUUGCCGGGGACAACGCGCUGCUGGCGGGACACUUCCGUCUCAUCCGCUCGCUGCUCAUGUGCGAGGGCAUCCACAAACAACACGUCGGUAAAAAUCUUUUGGAAGACCUGCUGAGUGAGUUUCUCUUUCCCGCUUCAAAGUACAUCGAGAACAGCAGCAGUCCGACGAACCAGUCGCUCUACAUCAACCCCAAGUGCAGUGGGCUGGAGUCGCGCGUGGCUGCGUAUCAGGUUCUGGUAGAGCUGUGUACAGGCUGCCUGCAGAAUCAGCAGCUGGUCAGCGGACAUCUCAUCAACAUGCACCACAAGCUGGCCACAGACAUCGGCAACGAGUGGGAGUACUUACCGCCCGUGGACGGACGUGCUCCAUGCGGGUUCGUCGGGCUGAAGAACGGGGGCGCCACCUGCUACAUGAACUCAGUGAUCCAGCAGCUGUACAUGCAGCCGGACAUCUGUCAGGCUCUGCUAGCUGUGGAGGGCGAGGAGAACGAAGAUAGUGUCUUCUACCAGAUGCAGGUGGUGUUCGGAAACCUGCUCGAAUCCAAGCUGCAGUACUACUCGCCAACAAAGUUCUGGGACACGUUCAAGCUGUGGGGACGGCCGGUGAAUGUUCGCGAACAGCAGGAUGCGUUCGAGUUCUACACGGACCUUCUCAACCAGCUCGACGAACACUUGAUCAAAUUAAACAAGACUCCAAUAUUCAAGAAGAAGUUUCAGGGGGUGUUUUCUGAUCAGAAAAUUUGCAAAGACUGUCCACACAGGUACGAGAGAGAGGAGACGUUUGCAGCCCUCAACCUGACAGUAAAGACAGGCUGCCUGCAGGAUUCGCUCGCUCAGUACGUCAAGGGAGAGCUGCUGGAGGGAGACAAUGCAUACUACUGCGAGAAGUGUGGCACGAAGAGAACGGCUGUGAAGAGAACGUGCAUCAAGACGCUGCCACCGGAGCUGUGCAUGCAACUGAAGCGCUUCGACUACGACUGGGAGGCCAAUAGAGCGCUCAAGUUUGACGAUCACUUCAGGUUCCCCUGGGUGUUGGACAUGGAGCCAUACACGUCCGAGGGACUCGCACGCAGGGAGUCCGGCGACAACAAACAGGAGGACAACAUGAUGGAGACAAACCAGCUGGACGCGGUCGCCGUGGCAACGACGUACGAGCUGGUGGGCGUUGCCGUGCACAGCGGGCAGGCCAACGCGGGCCACUACUACUCCUUCAUCAAGGACCGCAGUGGCAACGCUCUGACGAACGCCAACCGCGGCAAGUGGUUCAAGUACAACGACACGACGGUCGAGGAGUUCCUCAUGAACAACGACAGCCUCGAGGCGGAGUGUUUCGGCGGAACCUACAAGGCGAAGGUCUACGAUCAGUCGAGCUCGUAUCCUGAGACACGGCAGCGAUACUGGAACGGCUACAUGUUGUUCUAUGAGAAGCUGGAGGACCUGAGAGCGCCGCGCAUGCGCAGGAAGAGCCGCGCCAAGCAGAAGCAGCAGCAGCUGUCACCCGGGCCGUCACCGUGCAAGGACACGGACAGGAAGGAGUCGGACAGUCUGUCUGAGCUGUCAGAGCUGGUGAGCGCGGGCGAGCGGCGUGGCAUCUUCACAGAGCAGAUGCCUGCGCGCAUACAGCAGGUCGUCAGAGAGGAGAACUUACGAUUCAUGCAGAACCGCGACGUAUUCAACGCUGAAUACUUCCACUUACUCUACCAGCUGACACGCUGCAACACUACCAAAGAAGCACUGCAGAACCACCAGGUGGCAUUGCAGUCAGUGCAACUAGCAAUACAGUUUCUCUUCACUGUUUAUUUCCGCACAAAACGAUCCCUCAGGGCAGAUACGUGUGAGUGGCUGGAGUUGUUGGAGCGAAUACUGCAGAACAGCAAGGAGGCUUGCAACUGGCUCGUGGAUUUUCUCGGCAGCACUAAGGGACAGUCAUUUAUUGGGCCCCUUCUUCUCAACUGUCCAGUGCAGGACGUGAGAGUGGACUUUGCAAGCAUCCUACAGAAGACCUUUACCUACUUCUUCUUCCACGGAGGCACCACUAGCAGUAAGAUGUUUAAUGAGGUGAUAGAGCUGCUGCUGGAGAUGUUAAACAAGGAGGUGCAGGACAACUGUAAGCAGUGCAUGCAGUACUUCUGGCUGCUCUGCUCCUACGCACAGAUGGGUACGAAGGCAUGCGCUCACCUGUUUGGCAAAAGCGGAUUCCAGCGACUCGUUGGGUUCCUGAUCGGACGGUCGCCACCGACAACACCAACGACUGAGGAGCUGCAACCACGGCGAUGGAGCUCUCUGCAGGCACGAGAGUUUGGGCAGCUGCACGUUGCCCUGGCAACCCUAGUCCUACACUGUGAUGUCACUCCCUAUAGAACGGUCGCUACGGGGACGCACAAGCUGCCCAGGCUUCACACGCACGUCUCUGAGAGCCAUCUGAAGAUGCCGGACGAUGUUCACUCGAUGCUGUACGGCCCCGAAUCACUGCGAUAUGUGAGAGAGGUGGCGCUGUCGUGCCGCGAGAUAGAGAGCGGUGAUGCUCAGGCUAACGUUGACAUGGUCGUCUACUGCAGCUUCUGUAAUGAGCUGUUCUCUGUCUCCAUACUCAGGCAAAUCAUGAACCUGUAUGCCAGCAUCGCAUCGAAUGAACUAAAGCCAAUCUUUGAGCUUCUGAUGCGAGUCUUGUUAUUGGAGGAUCCACUUCAACUCUACAGGUUACAGUGUAUCAUCGACGGAUACACGGAUAAGGAGAAGGACAUGCAGUACGAUGGAAUGCUGACUGUGAUUAAGAUGAAUCACGUGAGUGACAGCAGACGCUCAUAUCAGUGUAUUAAGUUCCUUGUGAAUCUAGCCAGCAAAUGUCAAGUAGCAAAGGAUUACCUUAUGCAGACUCCGUCGAAGUGGCAGUGGGCCGUCAACUGGCUCAAGAAGAAGAUGACGGACCAUUGCUGGCCUCCCGCGUCCGUGCUCCCUGCCUCGAAUGAAGAUUCAAACAGCAAGUCAUUUCAGCGGACAAUCAGCGCUCAGGACACGUUGGCAGAGGCUACAGCACUCCUCACAGAGAUAGAAAGCAGUGACCAGAUGUCUGACAUGGAAACCGGCGAAUCAGAGUUGUCGUCCACGGCGACGGCGACAACAAACGACCCGCCGGUCAAGAUGGAUGCCGGCGAUGAGCAGACGACAGCGAGAGCGGCGGCAUCAGCGAUCUCACCUGUGGAGGUCACGCAUGCGUCAGCGGGGGUCGUCGCCGCGGCGACGAAGACGGAGACAGUGAGUCCCACUCUCGAUAGCAUGGACUGAU